AUGGCUCUCAUUCUCCCUCUGCUUGCUCUAGGCGGAGCCAUCAUCCUCGCCAUCUUCGAGUACAUCAUCAAGCCAGCCUUUUUGUCGCCUUUGUCAAAAAUCCCCGCCCCUCACUGGAGCUGUCAUGUUUCUCCGGUGUGGCUCCUCUGGGCUAAAUGGGCUCGCUGGGAAAACCGGCUGGUGUAUGAGAACCACAUGAGAAAGGGAAAAGCCCUACGUCUCUCGCCAAAUACUCUGAGCCUCAACUGCUUUGAAGGCGGGCUUAAGCAGAUAUAUCUUGGUGGCUUUCCAAAGACAGAAUUCUACUGGAGGGGUUUUGCCAAUUACGGCACUGAGAAUAUCUUCACUUUUGAGGAUAACCCUACGCACUCUGCUCGCAAGAGAAUCAUAUCCGGCGUCUUUUCCAAGUCAAAUGUAAUUUCAUCCCCAACUGCCCGUGCGGCUACCAAACUGGUCUUGUACGACCGUCUAUUGCCUAUGCUGUAUAAGGCGGCAAAGAAUGACGAGCCGCUCGAGGUCCUUGACAUGAACUUCUCGUACUCGAUGGACUCAUUCAUUGGCUGGCAGUUUGGCUGCGGCCUGGCAAGCAAUUUUCUCGAGGAUGAGGAGGAACGAAGAAUGUACCUCGACGGCUUUGGCGCAGCGGCCCCAUAUGUCUUCUGGCAGUAUGAAUUCCCCACCCUCAACACGUUGCUCAAGUCAGUCGGGUGGAUCCCAAGCAAGGUUGACUCUGGAUUCCAUGACCUCGAAGCAUGGAAUCUUGACAAGUGCGACAAGGCUCAUGAGCUUCUCGCUCGAGGCGAGGACACGCUGGCAGAGGAGAACAAGCCCGUGGUCAUGGCAUUGCAAGUCAAGGCGAUGAGCGAGAUCAACACCAAGCCCAAGGAGUACGCAAACCGCAUGAAGAUUGCGAGCGACAUGUUUGUUCAUAACUCGGCCGCACACGAGACAAGCGGAAUCACUCUGACCUACUGCCUCUACGAAUUGUCACUGGAUCCCAAAAUCCAGACCAAGCUUCGCGAGGAGCUUCUGACGCUAGACCAUCCUCUAACGUACCCAAUCCCAGAGGGAGAAGACGUCAAUCUGCCAGCUGCAAAAGCCGUCGACGCGUUGCCCUACUUGGAAGCCGUGAUAAUGGAGACAUUGCGACUGUAUCCGGCUGUUGCUGGGGGACAACCUCGCCGUGUCCCUAAGCCAUGCUCCCUCGGCGGGUACGACAAUAUUCAGCCAGGCACCAUCGUUCAAUGCUACGCCUAUUCCCUCCAUCGAACACCGGAAGUAUUCCCAGAGCCCGACAAAUGGAGGCCAGAGCGAUGGAUCGAAGCAACUCCACAGCAAUUGAGUGAGAUGCGUCGAUGGUUUUGGGCGUUUGGAAGUGGUGGCCGCAUGUGCGUUGGCAGCCACUUUGCAUACUAUUCGAUGAAACACUGUAUUGCGAGCAUCUAUACCAACUUCACAACCACCAUCCACACUCACGGGGAUAUGGAACUGGAGGAUAAGUACUUGGCUGGACCUAAAGGGCACAACCUGAAAUUGAAAUUCCAUGUGGUUUAGG
Molecule: messenger RNA, 1555 nt
Organism: Ilyonectria robusta
Lineage: Eukaryota; Fungi; Ascomycota; Sordariomycetes; Hypocreales; Nectriaceae
Product: cytochrome P450
Exons: 3
Coding region: 1-1554 (517 amino acids)
Molecular function (GO): monooxygenase activity; heme binding; oxidoreductase activity, acting on paired donors, with incorporation or reduction of molecular oxygen
Source: RefSeq, a predicted model, not a curated record